UGCUCGAAGCCCGAGUGGCGCUCGCGCAAUGUAGUCCCUCGGCUAUCCUUGACGCGGGAGCAUCGUCGUUUCGAAAGAGCCGCGACCUCCUGCCGUCGCGCGCGUUCCGCCGACGACACGUCCGACAACCUUCGCGCUCAUCCUCCUUCGAAUCACCUGAUUCUUCCAAAAAUCCGUCGAAUUCCGAUGGAUAAACCGUUUCCCUCCGCGCUCGCCCACAUUUCGCUGUCGAUAAGAUUUCCUUCGGUUUUUCCAAACUUUCGAUCAGGAUACCCGAGAUAAAUCAGCCUCGUGAUUGUGCAGUCUAUCGUGAAAUGACGAUACACAGAUCGAUCCUGCCAGUGUGUUGUGGUGACGUAACCGGUGAAUUGUGAUUCGUGACGUCGGACAUGGAUGUACGCGCGCGAGAUAUUUGAACGUCGAUCGACGUUCGAUGAGUUUUCAAACUCUGGAUACAUCGAACCGAUUUAUUGCCGGAUAAAUCGAAUAUCGGACACGAAUUACUAGCCAGAGAUCAGAGGCGAAUCUCUGGCAUAAAAGACUCCGUGUUACAUUGGCUCUGCUCUCAACGGAGGAAACUGGCUGACGUACGAUUAUCGUUUUCAGACCGAUCGAACUUGGCACCAACUUUCCUUUCCUCGCGAUUCCCGUUGAAUGCAGCUGACAGGAUUUCAAACCAGCUACGACUACGCUUCGAUACGGCUGAGGAACUUCCUAUUCGCCGAUACGAUUAACGAAAGAAGAUUUUGGAUCUACGGAAGCGAAUGGUCACUCGAAGAUUCGAAGAGUUGCCACGAAUUUCAUAAAACUGAACUGUAAUUUUAACGCAUCGUUGCUGUCUAAAACGUAGAAUACUGCCAAGGGUCGAAAUAUCCCUCCAAAUCUGUACCCAUAUACGUACUCGUCCAUUAACCGUAUAAAGUCGAAACCCAUGGGACGUCGAAGCUGAAGAGCUGCCGGUGAAUCAAGCACGAUAAUCUCGAGGUCUGUUUAGACGAACGUUUCUGUGACACGGUUGUGCAUUCAGUGUCGGUGCGGGUGAAAUAAAGUCUCUGCUGUUCGCGGUCGUUUCGAACGCUCGAAAGAAUCGAGAGAAACGGAGAUAUCGAGCGAUUUCGAAGUUACGGUGAAUGCUUACGCUCGAUCGACUCCUCCGAUUAACUGUCGCCUACGGCAGACAAUGGACCGAUGAUGGUUUAAACAAGUUCGACGGGCUAGUCGGAGACGAUGCAACGGUGUAACGACGCGCGACCACCGAGAGAACGGUCGAUGAAACGUGUGUAACGAGGAAAUUACUUUAACGAGUGACGCCUAAUGCAACGCGAACGAUGUUGCGGUGGUGAAAAGGCAUAUGAAAGCCUUCGUGGUUAUCCCUCCUCCCUUCCUCUCUCUCUCUCUCUCUCUCACACUCUCUCUCUACUUGUCAUUUUGUCGGAUCUUAUACGAGCAGAGACUAUAGUGGCACGCUAACGUCGACAAAAUACUCGUGCCGUUAAUUACGUUCAUUAGCGGUUCGCGUAACAGCAACGUUCCCGUUACAUUUUCUACCUGCAACUCUGGAGAAUAAUUUGCCCGGUGGAAUUCGAAACCGCCCCCGUUCCUGCUGCCCGUUUGUUUAGCCGCAGAGAAAGAACGAGCAAAGUCGGUCAAGUUGACGGGAUGAAUACGCGGUGUGCUCGUAAGAUUUCAACCUUGUUGUAAUAUCGUUUCUUUUCCCUGUUAAACGUCUGUCGGUGAUGUUGACCAACGAGACAUUUUCAAUCGAUUAAAACAGUGACGGAUAAGGAUUUCAGAAGAGGAUCGAGUGUAAUGCCAGUUUUUUCCUGAAACUAUCAGUGCUAGCGAAACUAUUUCGUCCAUUCGAUGAGUGACUGCAGGGUUCAAAGAUUGAAAUGCGUGUGAGAUAGUAUAUCAAUAUGUGAAAGGAACCUCGCCGAGGAACAAGCGAUGUCUACUUCUCUUCCGGUGAUCGUCUGUUUUAUCAUUUCUUUUGGUGGUAUAGCGUCAUGUCUACGAAACUUUCGAACCGACUUUCUGGAGGAAUGGCCGACUCCUGGGACAGGGCCCCAUUUCGACAGCUCCAUGCAGUCGAAUUUCACCGGUCUGGUGGGCAAAACGGUGCAGCUGGUGUGCAAAGUGAAGAACCUAGGAAAUCGAACAGUUUCCUGGGUGAGGCAUCGAGACAUACACCUGUUAACGGUCGGUCGUUACACCUACACCAGCGACCAACGUUUCGAAGCUUUGCACUACCCUCACACCGAAGAGUGGACCUUGAAGAUACGAUAUCCACAGCGCAAGGACUCUGGGAUUUAUGAGUGCCAAAUAUCAACGACACCCCCUAUCGGUCAUCCUGUUUAUCUAACGAUAGUUGAACCUAUCACCAUAAUAGUCGGAGCACCCGAUCUGUUCGUGAACAAAGGGAGCACCAUUAAUCUGACUUGCAUCGUGAAAUACGCUCCAGAACCACCGCCCAUGAUGAUCUGGAGUCACGAUACAGAGGUAAUUAAUUUCGACUCGCCGAGAGGCGGUAUCAGUUUGGUGACGGAAAAGGGGCCGGAAACUACGAGUCGUUUAAUGAUCCAGAAAGCGGUGCCCAGCGACUCCGGGAUCUACACCUGCGCUCCGAGCAACGCGAAUCCGAGCAGCAUCAAGGUGCACGUCGUUAACGAGGAACAUCCGGCUGCGAUGCAUCACGGGGACGGAAGUUCGUCGUACGCCAAGACACGGCCGAUGUGUUUUAUAAUUUUAAUAGUAGCUAACGUAAUAUUUAUAUAAGGGGAAGAACGGCAUAAGAGACGAAAGAAGGAAAGAUAAAUACAUACCCGAUACGAUAAUACAGCGCGAUUUCAUUCGAUCGCCAUCGCCUAUGGUCGUUAAACGUUCUUUGGGUAUAUAUUUGCGCAGGGUAAAACCGGAUAUUACCUACAUUUACAUUAAAUUUCCGUGACCAAAGAGUUUUUCGAAUAUCAGCACGGCACAAUAAUCGGUAAGAGCGUAGUAUUUUGUUAAGAUAUAUCAUCAAGAAACGAGUAAACUUACGACGUCAAAAUUUAUUGUAUUAUUUGUAAAUAAAUUUAUUGUAUGUACAUAUCAAUAAAACGAUUGUCUUUA
Molecule: messenger RNA, 3111 nt
Organism: Osmia bicornis bicornis
Lineage: Eukaryota; Metazoa; Arthropoda; Insecta; Hymenoptera; Megachilidae
Product: zwei Ig domain protein zig-8-like
Exons: 6
Coding region: 1948-2775 (275 amino acids)
Biological process (GO): synapse organization
Cellular component (GO): neuron projection membrane
Source: RefSeq, a predicted model, not a curated record